Cheilinus undulatus (humphead wrasse) is the source of this 1956-nucleotide messenger RNA. It is a transcript of the gene ankra2, whose product is annotated as ankyrin repeat, family A (RFXANK-like), 2. Gene Ontology annotation, biological process: regulation of gene expression. The record is from RefSeq and is a predicted model, not a curated record. The transcript has 9 exons. The coding region runs from base 168 to 1097 and encodes 309 amino acids. Gene Ontology annotation, cellular component: nucleus. Gene Ontology annotation, molecular function: protein binding. NCBI's taxonomy places the organism in Eukaryota, Metazoa, Chordata, Actinopteri, Labriformes, Labridae.
GAUGCACCCGGCACGCCAGCAGUUGCGCAUGCGUUCGUGUAUCAAAACAGAAUGAAGAUUGCCGCAUGAGGAUAUCGGAGUAAAACAAUGCCUUUUGUUAUGUGCAGUUUCCUCGGUGUUACCUCCCUGUGACAGCUCGGUAUUUGUUGGGCAGUGUUAACGGAACCAUGUCGGCCUCAGACGGGACAGCAGACUGCCCUCAGGACAUGGACGGGAUCUGCGUGAUGCCUGAUUUAAGUACCAUUAAGACUGAACCUUCAGUAGGCGGAAGCCCAGACGACACAAACACUCAAAAUGUGGCCAUGGGCAUCAAAUUUAUUCUGCCAAACCGCUUUGACAUGAACGUGUGUUCAAGAUUUGUUAAGUCUUUGAAUGAAGAGGACAGCAAGAACAUCCAGGACCAGGUCAACUCUGAUCUGGAGGUGGCUUCUGUUUUAUUCAAAGCUGAGUGUAACAUCCAGACCUCUCCUUCUCCUGGCAUUCAAGUCCGUCAUGUUUACACUCCUUCCACAACCAAACAUUUCUCCCCCAUCAAGCAGUCCACCACACUCACCAACAAACACAGAGGCAACGAGGUUUCUUCUACGCCUCUUCUUGUUCAUUCUCUGUCCAUCCAUCAGCUAGCAGCCCAAGGGGAAAUGGUGUUUCUAGCCAGCAGGAUUGAACAAGAGACUGUGAUCAAUCUCCAAGACGAGGAAGGCUUCACUCCUCUGAUGUGGGCCGCUGCACACGGACAGAUCGCUGUCGUCGAGUUUCUGCUUCAGAAUGGUGCUGACCCAAACCUCCUGGCUAAAGGAAGAGAGAGUGCGUUGUCUCUGGCCUGCAGUAAAGGAUACACUGAUAUAGUGAAGAUGCUCAUUGACUGUGGGGUUGAUGUAAAUGAAUAUGACUGGAACGGAGGAGCUCCUCUGCUGUACGCUGUCCAUGGGAAUCAUGUGCGCUGUGUUGAGAUCUUGUUAGAGAGUGGAGCUGAUCCUACCAUUGAGUCGGACUCUGGGUUCAAUGCCAUGGACAUGGCUGUGGCGAUGGGCCACCGGAACGUCCAACAAGUGAUGGAGGCUCACCUUCUGAAGUUACUGAUGGGAAUCAGAGAAUAAGCUGAUAUCAGGAAAACCUCCAGAGAGACCGAGCUCUGGACAAUCAUGUAGCACGAUGAGGCUGUCGACAACAGGAAGAGUUUGGUCCUUUAAAGCGAAGCGUCAUGUUAGCAUUGUUCUGUUGGAUUGAGGCGGUUUUUCUGUAGAAAAUUUCAAUUGUAACCAAUUUCAUGCCAUUUUUACCUUGAAUGUGGAUUGAAAAAGCUGCAGUGCUAAAAAGGCACCAGUGCAGGGUUGAUUUACGCUCACCAGGCAUGGAUGUUUGAGUUGAGGUAAUUUUUUAAUCGAGUACCACAUUUCAACGCCACGGUUGGCUGUGUCAUAGUUCUUCUGUCAUUGGAAGUGUUUUUAAACUAACUUAUUAACCAUGAUGAUAAAAGACUGUUUUUAAUUGUAUAAUAAAUAAUACUGUGGAAUAAAAGCCCUCACUGUUCGGUCUUUACUGUGAGCAGAGACUCGACUAAAGGCCUCAGUGAAUGAAUUUAAAAUAUGUUGUAACUGAUUUUUGUGCUUUUAAAAUGCUGCCAAGCUGUCUGUUGGUCCUGAGGAUUUUUGUGUUGGUUGUAUUUAGUUUAUUUAUUUUGACGUUUUCCUGUGAUGUGAUAAUUCUCUCUUAUUGAGGUUCUGUUUGUAUUGUGAUACUGUCCUCUGGCGUGUUGUGAAUUUUUAACGACCUCAAACCUUUUAAAUGUCUGUUUACCUCUGAAUGAAGGUCAUUGUGUUUUAUACCAUAAUUCAUAACUUGUACUGACCUCUGCAUCAGUCAUCACUCUGUACAGACUGUACAUCAGAGAGGUCAAAGCGCUAUUUAUAGUUGUGAAAUGAAGCUGUUAUUUAAUAAAGAAUGAUUUAAAAGCUG